AUGGCCGCUGGGGCUUCACCGCAAGCGCGCUUAACUAUACGCGACGCCUUCGAGCGAUUUGAGGCAACGGUCAGCCCAGACGAUUCCCGCCAGUUCAGCACCACGGAGCUCAAGGACGUCAGGGAUGCGGCCCUACAGAUCGAAACGCAGCUUGCCGCACGGCAGAGCCUGCGAAACAUGCGACGCCUGCAGCCAUUCCUGGAUGGGUUGGAGCAUUAUUCGAAGUCAGUUGAGAUUUUGUGUAACGGAACGCCUUAUCUUUCUUGGAUCUGGGCUCCGGUGAAAUUAAUGCUUCAGCUAUCGGCUGAUUACCUUAAAGUUUUCGAAAAGCUGAUAGAAGCGUACGGGAAAAUCGCAGACGCCCUGCCACGCUUUGAUCGGCUGAGCGCGGCUCUGAAAGAGAAUCACGACUUUCAGGCCGUCCUCGCCAUCUUCUACGCCGACAUCCUAGAAUUUCACCGCCGUGCGUACAAAUUCGUGCGCAGAAAAUCGUGGAGUAUACUCUUCACAUCAACAUGGGCUGGCUUCGAUUCUCGAUUCAAUUCAAUCCUUGCGAGUUUGGCCUAUCAUAGCGAGCUAGUCGACAAAGAAGCCCAUUCAGUCCACAUUGCCGAAGCCAAACAAUGGAGGAAACUGCAGACAGAGCUAGAAGACAAGAAAGAAAAGGAGAGAAAUGCGGCUCAACUCAUUAACGUCAUGUCUUGGCUUGGAUUAAGCGGCAUCGCUCAAGAGGACGAACUUGAUCGGAUCUUACGACUGUGCCUUCCGGGCAGCUGCGAUUGGCUAAUCAAGCACACCAAAAUUGAUUUGUGGCUGAAGGACAGUCCAACUCACUCGCUGAUAUGGCUCCAUGGGAAGCCAGGAGCAGGCAAAAGCGUCAUCUGCUCAAGUCUUGUCCAAUCAAUGGAAAAGCAGAAGAUCAAUGUCUUUUACUACUUCUUCAGCUAUCGAAACAGUGCAGCGGAGACUUCCACUCGGCUUCUUCGGUCACUUACUGCGCAGGUCAUUCAGAAGUUCCCGGACCUCGCGGGAUACGUUCACGACGAAUACGUUCUCUCACACUCAACGGCAUCUCUAAGAGCAUUAAGGAAACUUCUUCCGAAUCUGCUCAUCAGCGCCCAGUCCUCGCGGCUUGUGAUUGACGGCAUCGACGAAUGCGAUCCUGAUGAGCAGAAAUUCAUUAUUGAACAUAUUCUAGAGCUGUUGCCAACUGGUACUUCCUCACACAUUUGCAAAAUCCUCGUUUCCAGCCGGGAUGUACCUACAGUCUCUCGCAACUUGCGGAAAAAGACUAAGAUAGCAACUGAGAUCUCUCUUAGCCGCGAGCACCAAUCGGUCGACAAUGUCAUCGAAUGUUUCAUUCAGAAAAGACUGUUAGAAUUGCAAGAUGACAUUGGUGAAUUGGAACAUGACGGAGCAGUUGUCGACAAUACUAGACGUACGCUCGCUGAGAAAGCGAAUGGCAAGCAUGGAAUGUUCCUUUGGGUUCAUCUCGUUUUGGUCUCCCUAGAGACCGUUCAUAGCAUUCGGGAGCUUCACGAUAUCGUGAAAACUAUACCUGCAGGUUUACCCGAAUUGUAUAACCGCAUCCUGGCACGCAUCUGCGAUGAGCGCAAUCCAAGAGAUCGUGAUAAAGCUUUGCGAAUCCUGAAGUGGGUUUGUUUUUCUCAAAGGCCGCUGAAGAAGUUCGAACUUCUGAAUGGGAUUGCUCUGACCCCGGAGAACACCGCCUUGGAUGGAAAUUCCACGGUAGUAGAACGCGUCCUCGAUGUUUGUAAACCUCUGAUCGAGGAGCGGCCUGAUAGCGCUAUAGUGUUCGUUCAUUUCUCCGUCAGAGAGUUCCUUGUGACAUCUCAAGCUAUGACCACCAUUAAAAAAAUUGAAGCUCACCAUGACAUCGCAUUCGCCUGUGCAACCAUACUGAUGUCUGGUUUUGACUUGCUGAGGCCAGGACUGACUGAAGGAGAUUGCUUGAUGCAAGUUGCGAGCGGUCUCUAUGGACUUGUUCCAUAUGCAAGCGAAUACUGGGUCGAGCACCUCCUCACUUACGCGUACUGUGUUGGUACGCUGGAUCAAUCUCACCCGCUUAUGCUGCACUUCUCCCAAGUCCGCGAAAAGCAUGACCAGCUGUCGACGAUGUUGAAGAACGGUGAGAACGGAGCUGCCUCUCUGGGCGGAUAUCCUUCACAAGAUCAACUGGACAAGCGCCUUGGCUUACUGGCCCACCUUCCUGUGCAUCAAUUGGUCCAUGAUACUCUCCGCGUUCGAUGGAUGUCGAACCAGGAAGCCUAUGAAAGCGGGAAAGACGCCGAGACCUACGCUUUGCACCAUGAUCGGACUUUCUUCAGCAGGCUGACGAACACCUUCAAUAAUUUUGUACUUCAGCUUCUUGCAGAAGAGGAUAUCCCUGGAGUAACCAAAGAUAAGUUGGCAGCUCUCAAACGCUCCUACGCUUCGUCUGCCUUCCGCUGCCGCUAUUCAUCCUGUCCGAACGCAUCUGUGGGGUUUGCAUCGGACCAGCUCAGGACUCAACACGAAGCGCUGCACCUGCGGCGCCAAUUCUGCAAAACGCCCACCUGCUCCUGGAGCAGAAUAGGCUUCCAGAAUCGGAAGGGACUCGAGGCCCAUAUGCGGAAUUUCCACGGCGAAAAGAAAACAGUGCCUAUCCCAUCUAAAGUUCGACGCACACUCGGAAAUCGCGAUUGUGAGAAAGACGAGGAUCUUCCAGAUUCCACAGCAGCACCGAGCCCGCCUCCGCCGACAGGAGCUGGUCUUGAAGCGGAGAUAGCAGACGUCGGAAAUGCUCUCUGUGACCUGCACAUGGACACACUCCCAGAAAAGUUCAAAAAAGAAGGGCCCGACUGGCACGCUGUUUUCAAUCCUCGCGUACGUCGUGUUUUGGACGUGAAUCUGAUUCAUGACUUGCCGUGUCAAAACGUGGUGCUCUGCGUACGCUUCAGCUCUGACGGUCUUUAUCUUGCAACUGGCUGUAAAAGAUCCGCUACGAUCUUCGAUGUCGAAAUGGGUUUGUCGAUAGUCCGUCUCGAGCACGGUGCCACGUACAUCCGAAGUGUUUGCUUCAGUCCUGAUGGUAGGAAUCUCGCUACCGGUGGCGAUGACAAGGUUAUUAGAGUCUGGGAUAUUGAAGCGCGUCAAAUCAGACACCAAUUGUCUGGUCACGACGAAGAAAUCUACGCCCUCGACUUCUCUCGCAACGGUCUUUUCAUCGCUUCCGGUGGUUUCGACCGCACUGUCCGUCUAUGGGAUACCAGCACUAACCAGCAGGUCAUGGUAUUCACGGCCGACGAUGGCUUUUUUUCUAUAGCUAUCUCUCCCGAUAACCGCUUCGUCGCAGCUGGCUCGCUUGAUAGUAGCGUCUAUAUCUGGGAUAUUAGCAACGGACGCUUAGUCGAGCAUCUAGAGGGGAAAGACGGCCAUAAGGCCAGCGUUUAUUCUGUCGCUUUCGCACCGAACGGCAAAGAUCUUAUCUCUGGUUCUCUAGAUAAAACUAUCAAGGUGUGGGAGUUAUCGAUGCCACCUGAAAAUAUCCCGGGGACUGGAUGGAUGGUCGGCAAGUGCAUCAAGACGUUCGAAGGCCACAAGGACUUUGUUCUCGCUGUCACCAUGACUCCCGACGAUGCCUGGGUGCUUUCCGGCUCUCAGGACAGAGGCGUGCAGUUCUGGGAUCCUAAUACCGGUGUUGCUCAUUUGAGGAUUCAAGGCCAUGAAAACGCAGUUGUGUCAGUGGCUACCAGCCCCAUGGGCAAUAUUUUCGCUACUGCCAGCGCCGAUAUGUGUGUAAGGAUCUGGAGGUAUUCAAAUUAUUGA
Molecule: messenger RNA, 3828 nt
Organism: Coniosporium apollinis CBS 100218
Lineage: Eukaryota; Fungi; Ascomycota; Dothideomycetes
Exons: 12
Coding region: 1-3828 (1275 amino acids)
Molecular function (GO): protein binding
Source: RefSeq, a predicted model, not a curated record